CGCCCAACGUGUCAGAUUUGCUGAGUGACUACUCACACACUUAGCUAGUAGUUUCAAAGAAGCACGCUAGAGCUCAGAGAGCCGACUUGUUUUGAACGGUUCUUCGUAAUGGAUAAUAUUAAAGACGGCUGGUUCACUGAGACGUGCACGUUAUGGCCUGGUCAAGCCAUGAGUCUUCAGGUAGAAGAGGUUCUGUAUCAGAAAAAGUCCAAAUUUCAGGAUGUGAUGGUGUUUAAAAGUAAGACCUAUGGCAACGUCCUGGUGUUGGAUGGCGUGAUCCAGUGCACAGAACGAGAUGAAUUUUCCUACCAAGAAAUGAUCGCCAACCUCCCGUUGUGCUGCCACCCUUGCCCUAAGAAGGUGCUGAUCAUCGGUGGAGGAGACGGCGGGGUGCUGAGGGAAGUCGUGAAGCAUCCAGUGGUCGAGUCUGUAGUUCAGUGUGAGAUUGAUGAGGAUGUCAUUAACGUUUCGAAGAAGUACCUCCCUGGAAUGGCGAAGGGAUUUUUUAGCCCCAAGCUGACUCUGAAUGUAGGAGAUGGUUUUGAGUUUAUGAAGAAGAAUCAGGAUGCUUUCGAUGUCAUCAUUACGGACUCUUCAGACCCUGUUGGCCCAGCAGAAAGCCUGUUCAAAGAAUCCUACUAUCAACUCAUGAAAACGGCGCUGCGUGAGGGUGGAAUUCUUUGCUGUCAAGGAGAGUGUCAGUGGCUUCACUUGGAGCUGAUCAAAGAAAUGCGCAUCUUCUGCAAGUCGCUUUUCCCUGUAGUGGACUACGCUUACUGCACCAUCCCUACGUACCCGAGCGGCCAGAUCGGCUUCAUGCUCUGCAGUAAAAACUCGGAAACGAAUUUCCGUGAGCCGGUACGGGAGUUGACGAGGGACGAGAUCGAGAGCAUGGACCUCAAAUAUUACAACCCUGAAAUCCACCGAGCUGCUUUUAUUCUACCUGAAUUUGCCAGAAAGGUCCUAAGUGAAGUGUAACUGGAUUCUUGGCUGCCAUCUUGUCUUAACGCUGCUUUGUGAAAUCAGGGCGAAGCCGUUAGUGCAACUGCUGUGUGUGUGUGUGUGUGUGUGUGUGUGUGUGUGUGUGUGUGUGUGUGUGUGGGGUUAUGUGAACCGCCUCUCUCUCUUUGUCAAGAAAAGGGAAUUUAUGUGCAUUUUGCACAGUUUUCACUCCAAUCUCCUAAAGACUUUAUUUAUUUGCUUUUUGUUUCUUUCGGUACAUCGUCCAUAGUGUUCAGUUUCUUACACAAUUUACAACGUGCCAGAUAUUUCUCAUCGUACAUGUUACAUGACAUGGGAUAUGACGGUCAUAACGAGGUCAGUGCAAACAUUGUUUUAUUUUGUGUUACAUUCCACUGCGGCUCUGUCCUGAGCUUUUCAUCUCUGUUCUCUGAAAUAAGCGAUCAAACUGAAGACGCAGCGUUUGGGUUCGGUGGCUGUUGAACCAUGAGCAUGCUUUGUUAAGGAUUUUGAGUAAACUGAGUGAUGGCAGAUUGAUGGCUAAUUAAUCCAUAGUAGAGAGUUAACAAACAUUGAAAUACUACUAAAAACAGGCUAAUACAAAUUAACAUCAAGUUCAAAAGUUACAAGUAAAUAUGCAUCAUUAUGAUUAAAUAUGAACUGAUACAGAUUUUGUGAGUAACUUAAAUUGAUCCUUAAUCCUUAUUCUGAAACGGUUUGGGCUAAGGAAGGUGCCGUGUUUUACUUCUCGUACUUCACAAACUGUAAUGUUGCAAGUGACUUGGAUAGAAAGAAAAUAUUUUGUAUAAAACUUUCUGAAUUAUGUGCUGUAUUGAUAUCAAUGGUGUGCUCAAAAUGUAUUUAGUGUGUAACUUGUUGGCUUUGGGUCAUGAUUUCAGAAAGAAUGUGAACUCUGUAGACUAAAACUGACAACUCAUGAUCUUUUGUGCUGAUGUGACAUGUGGUUUUAGGUUCCUAACAUAAUGUCCAACGAUGGGUCCAAUCACCCAACCAAGUUAAAUCAGUAUGAUCAGUUUUUACAUGUUCGUCGAUUAGCAGUAUAACUUUUAGGCCCUGUGGGUUUAUGCCAUCGUCCUGUACCCAUUGUGUUGCUAUAUGCAGGCACGUACCUAUUUUAUUUUUUUUUUUUUCCCCCAUAAUCUGGUAUCUACAAAUUCAAGUUAAUUUUGUGAAAUCCGUAGCAUGAUUUUGAAAUAAUAAAAUAAAACACAAUAAAGAAG
Molecule: messenger RNA, 2201 nt
Organism: Pangasianodon hypophthalmus (striped catfish)
Lineage: Eukaryota; Metazoa; Chordata; Actinopteri; Siluriformes; Pangasiidae
Gene: srm
Product: spermidine synthase
Exons: 8
Coding region: 109-978 (289 amino acids)
Biological process (GO): spermidine biosynthetic process
Cellular component (GO): cytosol
Molecular function (GO): spermidine synthase activity
Source: RefSeq, a predicted model, not a curated record